CAUAUCACACGGUUCUUCCUCUUCCCAUUUUCGUAAUGUAUAUCUGACACAGUCAAAGCCAACUCAAACAUUCAAAAAUACGACCUUUUUCCAUUUCCAGUACCCUCUUCACCCGACUCACCUCACUCAAUUCACCAAAACCAAACCAAAUUUACCUUUAACGUUACGUAACGUUCAUCAACCUCAUCUUCUCCUUCCUCGAACUUUCAUUUCCUCUUCGUACAAUCUAUCGUACCCUUUUCAACAUAAUCACUAAAGCUAACUCCUUUCAUUGACCCUUUUACUCAUUCAUGAACUAGGGUAAUAGUACCCUAUACCCUGUAUAUAUUUGUAUUUUUUGUUGAGAUUUUUUCAUUUGGGUAUGGAGGUGGAAAAGGGUAUUGAGAUGGUGGCAUUGGAAUCUCUGGGUAAAGGGUUUGAUUUGGCUAGUGAUUUUCGUUUGAGGUUUGCUAAGGGAAUUCGUGAGGGUGGUGGUGGUGGUGAUAGUAGGAAAAGGUUGGUGGUGCUUGAUGAACAAAACAAGAGAGAUAUUUUGAUUCCUGGAGUUGGUGGAGCUACCAUAAUCAAAGGGGUUUCUGAGAAUAUCCGUUGUGAUAAAGGGGAUCGAAUUCGCUUCAAGUCUGAUGUACUUGAAUUCAAUCAGAUGUCUGAGUUGCUAAAUCAAAAAUCAGCAGUACAUGGAAAAAUACCUUCUGGCUAUUUUAAUGCUCUUUUUGAUUUGAGUGGUGAUUGGCUUCGAGAUGCUUCUGACAUCAAAUCUCUUGCUUUUGAUGGAUAUUUCAUAUCUCUCUAUUGUCUGCACUUGACUACUUCUCCACUUGUACUGCAAGAGGAAGUAAAGAAGUCUGUUCCAGCUCAGUGGGAUCCCGCCGCAUUGUCUAGGUUCAUCCAGACAUAUGGUACUCAUAUAGUAGUAGGCAUGGAUGUUGGAGGUCAAGAUGUAAUUUGUGUCAAACAAAGACAUUCAUCUAAGAUUCCUCCGGGUGAUAUCAGAAGACAUUUAGAGGAUCUUGGAGAUUUUUUAUUUUCGGAUGUAAGAAGUCCUUCUUCAUUACAGAGGAAGACGGCAGAUAGCAAACAGAAGGUUCCCGAGGUCUUUAAUCGAGUGAUGCAAUCAAACACAACGCAGUUUACUAGUAUUUCAGAAACAUCGAGCAAGGAUGGCCUAACUAUUAUUUGCUCCAAAAGAGGAGGAGAUGUGUACAAGCACAGUCACUCAAAUUGGCUCCAGACAGUCCCUUCUAAUCCUGAAGCCAUCAAAUUCAAGUUUGUUCCUAUUUCAUCACUUCUGACCGGAAUUCCUGGAAGUGGCUAUCUUAGUCAUGCAAUCAACUUAUAUUUACGCUAUAAGCCUUCUCCCGAAGAUUUACAAUAUUUUUUGGAGUUUCAAAUUCCAAGGCAAUGGGCGCCCAUGUUUUGCGAACUGCCUCUCAGGCAUCAGCGGAGAAAAACCUCUUCCCUUUCCCUGCAAUUCUAUUUUUUUGGUCCAAAGCUUCAAAUUAGCUCUACACAGGUGGUAAGUGAUCAGAAACCCGUGGUUGGCCUCCGCCUGUUCUUGGAGGGCAAGAAAAGUGACAGACUUGCUUUACAUAUAAAUCAUCUUUCAAGCCUCCCAAACAAAAUGAUCCUCUCUUCAGAUACCUCAACCCCGAGCGUACGAUCUAUGUGGCGAGGAUCCGAUGAAAAUGAAUCCAGUAACCAAUUCCUGGAACCAAUCAGAUGGAAGAGAUUCUCAAAUGUAUGCACAGCUGUCGUCAAGCACGACCCUAACUGGUUGAAUAAUUGCGGAGGUGUUUACAUAGUAACCGGUGCACAACUCAUUACCAAAGGAAGUUGGCCAAGAAACGUGCUUCAUCUAUGUCUUCUCUUUACUCAUAUAACCAACUGCACCAUACGGAAGUCGGAGUGGGGUACCGCACCCGAGACUUCAAGAAAAUCAUCUUUCCUCACAAAUUUGAGCACAACAUUUUCAUUCACUCAGCAGGGUAUCACUGCUGCUCCACCAAAGAAGCCUCCUACUUCACUUAACUCUGGCAUUUAUCCAAACGGCCCACCCGUACCUGUUCGCUCGAGCAAGCUAUUGAGAUAUGUUGAGACAGCUGAGGUUUUACGAGGCCCUCAUGAUGCUCCUGGACAUUGGAUGGUCACAGCUGCUAAGCUUGUGACCGACGGUGGUAAGAUAGGAUUGCAAGUAAAAUUCGCAUUGUUGGACUAUUGGUGAUUCUAGGUGGCUACUAUAUUCAAGCGUGUAGUAAUAUCAAUGGUGAUCAUGUAGGGUUUGCUUCAUUUUUUUUUAAAAUCUACAUAUUACAUGUACAGAUAUCAUUUUUAAA
Molecule: messenger RNA, 2333 nt
Organism: Vicia villosa (hairy vetch)
Lineage: Eukaryota; Viridiplantae; Streptophyta; Magnoliopsida; Fabales; Fabaceae
Product: MACPF domain-containing protein At4g24290-like
Exons: 7
Coding region: 362-2221 (619 amino acids)
Biological process (GO): plant-type hypersensitive response; regulation of salicylic acid mediated signaling pathway
Cellular component (GO): plasma membrane; membrane attack complex
Source: RefSeq, a predicted model, not a curated record